This is a messenger RNA of Hyla sarda, 1141 nucleotides long. Its product is annotated as ras-related protein Rab-7a-like. Gene Ontology annotation, molecular function: GTP binding; GTPase activity. The record is from RefSeq and is a predicted model, not a curated record. Gene Ontology annotation, biological process: endosome to lysosome transport; phagosome-lysosome fusion. NCBI's taxonomy places the organism in Eukaryota, Metazoa, Chordata, Amphibia, Anura, Hylidae. Gene Ontology annotation, cellular component: phagocytic vesicle; lysosome; late endosome. Bases 164 to 772 code for a protein of 202 amino acids. The transcript has 6 exons.
CAUCCAGUUCUUCUCCUCCUCCUCCUCCUCCUCCUUGCAAUUGCUGGAGAACCAGGAACUUAGUGAAUGUGAGUCCUGGAUCCUUUCUACUACAGUCACUUUUUAAGGUUUUCAAAAUUUUUGGGAUCCAAGCGCCAGGUGGAACCACACGAGCUGUUCUAGGAUGUUUUCAAGGCAACAUAUAAAGCUGCUGUUAAUUGGGAAUGCAGGGGUGGGGAAAUCCGCUCUGAUGAACCAGUUUGUCAAUAAUCGCUUCACCAACUACUACAGAGCGACCAUAGGAGCCGACUUCUUCACUAAAGAGCUGCGGGUAGAUGAAAAGCUGGUCACAGUACAGAUCUGGGAUACAGCAGGCACGGAACGGUUCCAGUCCUUGGGUGCUGCUCUGUACAGGGGUACGGACUGUUGCUUGCUAGUUUUUGAUGUUACGUCCCCAAACUCUCUCAAUGCUCUGGAUACCUGGCAUAAGGAAUUCCUGGUACAAGCCGACCCUCCGUCUCCAGAAGAGUUUCCUUUUGUGGUCAUUGCAAACAAGGCUGACCUAGAGGAACGUCAGGUAUCUCCACGUCAGGCACAGGAUUGGUGUAAAGCAUGUAAUGCUGAGUACUAUGAAACCAGUGCCAAAGAAGCCACAAACAUAGAGGAGGCGUUCCUGGGAGCAAUCAAACUUGCCUUGAAAAAUCAUAACCUACCGGGACAGACGGCCAACAGCGAAUCUGUGAAUCUAUUGGAAAAACAGGACAAAAAGCACAAAAAGAAGUGUGAAUGUUAAUUUCCGACCUACUCUACUGGACUCCAGGACUUGAUUUAGUCUCCUGUAUGAAGCACAAGGGACUAUAUCAGGCCGGUUCACAGGGAGCGCGCACUCUGACCUCUGGAUAACAAUAGAGAAGCCUUUCACCUACAAUGCGGGGUCAAGCAAUGUAUGGAAUGCGCUUUGUGUUCUACAACCUAUUGGACAAAUAACUUAUUUCUUUAUGCCCGAAUCCGCCCUCCUUAAUUUAAUAUUUUACAAAUUGUUUAUUAAACGUUCCUGAUACAAUGCCAAGUAUUGAAGUCGGGAUGAAGCUUUCUUUGACCUCUGCACCAAAAAGCCAGAAGAGAACACUACAAUAUAGGUGAAUUAUUUUUUAGAAAACCU